AUAUAGCAUCAGAGAGAAAAUUCCUCUUUGAUAGUAUUUAAAUAUCGCUUACUGAUGCGCGCGCGCUUGUUGGAUCUAAUGAUUUACACCAAGCUAUAUGUUACAUCUGCAACUUCCAUUAACAUCUGCUGGAGUCAUUCGUGUUAUAGAUAUGUCGAUGAAUAUUGUUACCUCACGAAAGAUGUCUUUUGGUAUUAACGGAAAAUUAAAUGGUAUAGAAAGCAAAACACCUUUUCUAAUUGGGGUUUCAGGCGGCACUGCCAGUGGAAAAUCAACCGUGUGCAAGCGUAUAAUGGAAAAACUAGGGCAAGUAGACAUGGAUCACAUGCAACGACAAGUAGUUUGUAUUUCACAAGAUAGUUUUUAUCGAGAUUUAUCGUCAGCCGAGAAACUUAAAGCAGAAAAAGGUCAAUAUAAUUUCGAUCACCCUGACGCAUUUGAUAAUGAUUUGAUUCUUCAAACAUUACAAGACAUACUAGCUGGAGUAAAAUGUGAAAUACCAGCCUAUGAUUAUAGAACAAACAGUUUAGUGAAAGAUCAAAUUACAACAAUUUAUCCUGCUGAUGUAGUUCUGUUUGAAGGCAUUUUAGUGUUUUAUUUCCCUAAAAUACGAGACUUAUUUCAUAUGAAACUAUUUGUGGAUACUGAUUCAGAUACUAGAUUAGCUAGAAGAGUACCAAGAGACAUAAAAGAAAGAGGAAGGGAUUUAGAUUAUGUAUUGAAUCAAUACAUGAAUUUUGUGAAACCUGCAUUUGAAGAGUUUUGUCUUCCCACUAAAAAAUUUGCUGAUGUUAUUAUACCAAGAGGUGCAGAUAAUACAGUGGCAAUAGACUUGAUAGUGCAACAUAUAAGAGACUUCUUAAGCAACAGAGGUAGAGAUACAGUUCAACCUGAAAAUUCAAUAAACAGGACAGAUAAGUUGUCCAAGAGGCCACAUUAAUUCUUCGAAUUCUGGAGAUUAAUAGAAAAUUAACUAACAAUGAGUUAUUGUAAUAUGUAUCUUUUGUUAUUUUCAAUAAUCAUAUAUUUUUUAAUAUCGCUAUUAAAUUAGUAAUACACAUAAAAAGAUGAUUAAGUUUCAAAAAAAUAUACUAUAAGCUGUUUUUUUACUCCAUUUUAGUAUCAGUUGUACACAUAGAAAUUGAAACGUAUUUGAGAGUUGAUAUUACAUUUUGCAAUAUGAGGAACAAUAUA
Bombus impatiens (common eastern bumble bee) is the source of this 1194-nucleotide messenger RNA. RefSeq names its product uridine-cytidine kinase (gene Uck). Gene Ontology annotation, molecular function: ATP binding; kinase activity. Gene Ontology annotation, cellular component: cytosol; cytoplasm. The record is from RefSeq and is a predicted model, not a curated record. NCBI's taxonomy places the organism in Eukaryota, Metazoa, Arthropoda, Insecta, Hymenoptera, Apidae. The transcript is spliced from 6 exons. Bases 98 to 940 code for a protein of 280 amino acids.